AUGAGUCUCUGCCAGGUACCUUCUGAAAUCCUUCGUCUCAUCAUCGAAAAUCUAGAUCCAGAUGAUUUGCUUCAACUGGCUUCAACUAGCCGCCAUUUCAAGCAUAUUAUCCAUGAUAAGUUCAUCUCCCGAAAGGUUCUGGAGAGUAUCCCUUUCUCCUUGGAUUAUAAAGAAGGCCGUAAGACUGGAGAUUACGACAAAGCACUAAGAAAGCGUGUCAAGCGACGCAACGCUCUUCGUAUGGCAAAGCCGUUUCAUAUUUUGGAAGUCUCUAGCGAAGCUGUUCAUUUUACCUAUGCCAAUGGCGCUCUAUGUUAUACUACGAAGCAAACCUCGCCUGGUCACGAGCAUCGAUUGCGGGUUUUGCUUCUUCAAGGCUCUCCUGUCCAGGAAAUAAACAUCAGCGUUCUUCAGCUAAUAUGCGAUUCCGAUAUUUCUGAUUUUGAUGAAAAUCGACCUUACCAGUUUAAACCACUGUAUCACGCGGAUGGCAUUGUUUCAUGUUUAUACGAACAAAGAAAACCUCCAUCUCGUGGUCGCUGGUUGAUUAUAUAUAGCAUUGAGAAGGGAAAGAUUCUUCAAUCUAAGCGCUUGUGUUCAACUGCGAAUAUUUUUGUCCGCAACAACCAUCGUUAUCUUUACUACGGUACAAAGUCGGAACCAUUUGACGGCCAGCGACGAUGGGUGCUCCACGGAUUCUCCCUAGAAAAAUCCGAAUGGCUGCCCCGGAGGGUUAUACUCUGGGAUUUAGCUGGUUCUGAUAUUGGGUCGACGGUGUGCUUUGAGAUUUUUGAUGACCAUCUAUAUGGCGUUUCUAGCCAGGAGCUGACGGAAUUGGAGGAUACCGAAUGGACCGCACCGGGACACCCGCUGAAUUCGUUUUAUUAUGCCUUUCGGUUCCGUUUAGGAGAUCAUUCUACAGUUGAAAUCUUACCAAGAUCUGCACUAUGGCGGCGAGGUGCAACUGAUGGGCCAAUCGACGAUCGCUGGAAUCAUCUCCAACUUGGGCAGGACGAAAAGUCCGGCCAGAUAUCCGUUUUUGAAACCAGAAAGGAAUGGCUCUGUUCGUGGAGCCGACGUAGCUGUUAUGGCAAACAGCUCCUUUUCCCCGCCAAAUCUCACAGCGGAGGUUCAAAAACCGACGACCAGUGUUACGAAGGUUGGAACGAUACGGCCCAUCAUGAAACGAGCCUCGAGGACACUGUACAUCGGGGCGACAAUGGUUUCUCCUCUUUGACUUUUGAUCUCCGCAAUUCUCCUGUUCGCUCUUACAGCCCCAGCUGCCAAGCCUUUGUGGACAUUGUUAGUACUACCACAACCUCGACUGUAGCUACUAAACGCUUACGACUACGGGAAAUUAGUUUUUGGCCAGCGGACCGGGGGAACAUGCCAUCAGAUGGAUCCCCGGACUCCCCUCUCGACCGCUACAUUGACGGACUCCUUAACCCCCAGGCGUAUUUCGAUGAAGUCGAAUGGGCAACGGAUGAAAGGGUGGUGGUUUAUUCUCCCAAAACUCUAAAUCAGCUUAACGAGCCACGAUCAGUCGUUUUGAUUUCUUUUGAUCCCGCUCUAAAUUUUGAGGGGCUGUGUUGUUGGGACGAAUACUUGAUGUCACCGCAUAACCGCUCUGGCAAAUCGGAUUUUCAUGCGGAAUGUAUAAUAAAUACCGCUAUGAUGAAUCCGGAAUCGACGACAUGCGGAACUCCAAGGGUCCACGGUCUAGAUUUAUCGCAUACUAUCAGAUCCCAAGACUCUACCCGAAAGCGAAAGAGGCUCUCCACCAGCUUACCGAACGGUCACCGGCCUGCUGGAUUCAAGUUUACCGAAACAAAUGCGACCCGAACAUACUUCAGAUGA
Messenger RNA from Trichoderma asperellum CBS 433.97, 1857 nucleotides. Lineage: Eukaryota; Fungi; Ascomycota; Sordariomycetes; Hypocreales; Hypocreaceae. The record is from RefSeq and is a predicted model, not a curated record.